Salvelinus fontinalis (brook trout) is the source of this 868-nucleotide messenger RNA. Its product is annotated as mediator of RNA polymerase II transcription subunit 11. Gene Ontology annotation, biological process: regulation of transcription by RNA polymerase II. The transcript is spliced from 3 exons. Bases 206 to 550 code for a protein of 114 amino acids. Gene Ontology annotation, cellular component: mediator complex. The record is from RefSeq and is a predicted model, not a curated record. Lineage: Eukaryota; Metazoa; Chordata; Actinopteri; Salmoniformes; Salmonidae. Gene Ontology annotation, molecular function: transcription coregulator activity.
UGUUGACGUUAUUUCUAUGCGCCCUUUCUCAGAAGGGUUUUUGUUGAUGUUCGCUUUCUGUAGUGUGUGGUUUUGACAUGAAUGAGUUUAGCAGCAUUUUGGAUUAAUGCAUUGAGUUAACAACCUGUUAGCUACGAUAUUGUGCUGUAGCCGCUUCUGGGAAGAUUAGUUUCUCUGAUUGUAUUACUCCCAGUGAGUGAAAGUGAUGGCGAAUGACCGACUGAGAGCUUUGGAGGAGGUUGAGAAUCAAAUUGCAACGAUUCUGCAGUGCGCCGGUAACAUCGUGUUGGAGCUGUCUAAAGACAAGCACAAUGCCAGUUUCCUGGACAGACAGCUUAGUCAGUUUACUGGCUCGGUCAGCAGAGUGGAGACUGAACUCAGCUCACAGAUCAAAUACCUCACACAGGUUGCCACAGGCCAGCCCCACGAAGGCUCCACAUACUCAGCUAGGAAGGACUGUCAGAUGGCCCUGAACAGAGCAGAGUACGCCAGGGUCAAACUGGGAGAGCUGGGACGCACCUGCGAAGUCAUGCUGGAUCCACAACCCUGAGAGAAAACAGUCACACCAGAACGAUGGUCGGGAGAGCGCAGUAGGUGGACGUGUCCAUGGCUUGUUGUCACCGUGGUGUGUUAGCGUCACCGUGGUGUGUUAGCGUCACCGUGGUGUGUUAGCGUCACCGUGGUGUGUUAGCGUCACCGUGGUGUGUUAGCGUCACCGUGGUGUGUUAGCGUCACCGUGGUGUGUUAGCGCCACCUGCCGUGGAGAGAUGGGAACUGAAAUACUUUUCUUUUGUUUUUGAUUUUUAUAUGAUAUUAGUCAGAAAAUGUAUAUGGCUAUGUUUUGUAAUAAAGUUAGUGUUUCAUUACA